This is a messenger RNA of Cimex lectularius (bed bug), 3255 nucleotides long. Its product is annotated as dual specificity tyrosine-phosphorylation-regulated kinase 4-like. The record is from RefSeq and is a predicted model, not a curated record. Gene Ontology annotation, molecular function: ATP binding; protein serine/threonine kinase activity; protein serine/threonine/tyrosine kinase activity. The transcript is spliced from 13 exons. NCBI's taxonomy places the organism in Eukaryota, Metazoa, Arthropoda, Insecta, Hemiptera, Cimicidae. Gene Ontology annotation, biological process: peptidyl-threonine phosphorylation; peptidyl-serine phosphorylation. The coding region runs from base 184 to 2358 and encodes 724 amino acids. Gene Ontology annotation, cellular component: nucleus.
UCCCGUCCCUUGCUGCUCCAACUCGCAAGUGCCCUUCGUUCCCCUUACUUUUUCCCCUGUCCCGUUAAGUAAAAAAGAAGCAGUGAGUCGGUUGUGAUGAUUUGAGGAAUUGUGUGCUCGGAAAUUUUCUUCUCAGUGUAGAUAUUUGAUUUUUUUUCAAGUGUGAAGAGGAAGUAAUCUUAUAUGACGCCCUUUCAUGAAAAAAUUUGGUGUUUAAUACAAAAUGUGUAUUUUAUUUUGGCACGGUGUAUUUUUUGGAUUCUUCAGAAAGGAAAAAAGGUGAUGUGGUUGGAAGAAGAGCAGCCGACGAACGUGCAGCUGCGGCAUUCGGCCUCGUUCUCGUGCCUGCCGCGGCACAGGCCUCAUCGCACAAGGACGUCCACCCUCCCCGACACCGAUUACGGCUUCGUUCAGAGGUACGGCGCUCUUCCGGAAGAAGAGGAAGAAGCCGAACAGAAGAAAGACACCCUUAGAGAAGUAUUAAUAAAAAAGUCCGCCUCGUUACUUUCGCCCGGAGGAUGGUGGUCCAAAAGGCAAAAACGAGAAGACGAGAGCACGAGGAGGUGGAGGUCCCUCGGGGCACUGCUGAGAUCCGCGCCGCAGCCUCCGUCGCCCAGGGCCCAGUCGUUCUACCUCCUGGAAGACUUCCUCAAACCUCACACAAACUCUAGUUCGGACUCGCUGGAACUUUGCUCGCCUGUGCCACCCCCGGUUCCCCCGCCCCCACCGCCACUCAGAUACCUGGGAUACAGGAAAGUGUGCCAGUGCAGACAUUGCAGGAGGGACAGAGACAUAUCUGUGCUCGCAAAUGAUACGAGUCCCGGGGCGGUCCACCAGACUAAGGACGUUUUUGCCAAAUUCAACGUAGUGACGAAAACACAGCCGACGCCGCACAGCAAACUCAGAAAUGCAAUGCCGGCCAAAAGCUCGCAACCAGAGUUACCACCAUUGAAAAAUGUCAUUAAAGCUCAACUUCCACCAUCGAGCAAGCCUUCAACAAAGUCUGAUUCAUCUUCAAACUCAACACCAGUCCUCCCCCACCUAAAUGACAAUACUUCUCAACACAAUAACAACAACAACAAUAACAAUUAUCAAGAUAAGAGCCCACUAACUCCAAAUGAGGCGCUAAAGUACUAUGGAAGUCGACUAACACCAUAUGAACGGAUUGAAAUCCUCAACUUUGGAGAAAUAUGGUAUCUAGGAUUAGGAGCUUGCAAGAUCAAAGGGGAUAAGACAGCUGAUCGAAAUGGUGGAUACGAUGACGAAAAUGGGAGCUAUAGAAAGAUAAUGCGUGAUCAUUUAUGUUACCGGUAUGAAAUUCUUGAAAUCAUUGGAAAAGGUAGUUUCGGCCAAGUCAUUAGAGCAUUCGAUCAUAAAACACAUCAAUACAUCGCCAUAAAAAUAAUUAGAAAUAAAAAGCGGUUUCACCAUCAAGCUGUUGUUGAAGUCAAAAUUCUUGACCACUUGAGACAGAAGGACCAAGAUUCAUCUCACAAUGUAGUGCAUAUGCUUGAUUUCUUUUAUUUCCGUAAUCACUUAUGCAUCACUUUUGAGUUAAUGAAUCUGAACCUGUACGAACUGAUUAAGAAAAACAACUACCAAGGUUUUUCCAUCCCUCUUAUCAAGAGAUUUGCACAAUCGCUUGUCAAAUGUUUAAAACUUCUCUACGAAGAGAAUAUAAUUCACUGUGAUCUCAAACCUGAAAAUAUUUUAGUCUGCAGAAGAGGCAGCACUUCGAUUAAAGUAAUUGAUUUCGGCAGUUCCUGUUAUGUUCACCAAAGGGUCUAUACAUACAUACAGUCACGGUUUUACAGAAGCCCUGAGGUCUUAUUGGGCUUGCCUUACAAUACAGCUAUUGACAUGUGGAGUUUAGGCUGCAUAUUGGCUGAGCUGUACACAGGGUAUCCUUUAUUUCCUGGUGAACAUGAAGCAGAACAGCUUGCAUGCAUUAUGGAAUUGUUAGGAGUGCCUCCUGAAGACCUUUUGUUAAAAGCGUCCAGGAAAAGAUUAUUUUUUGACUCCAGGGGCAAUCCAAGAAGUUACUUCAACAGCAAAGGAAGAAAGCGAAUACCUGGAACACUCACACUUGCUUUAGCUAUUCGCUGCAACGAUAAACUUUUUGUUGACUUUAUUUCAAAGUGUUUAUGUUGGGAUGCCAACAAGAGGCUUGUCCCAGAAGAAGCGAUGAGGCAUGAGUGGUUGAAAUCAUCGAGUACAAGCAGCAACAGUGUUAGUUCGACGGAGGUGAAGAGAUCAGCUUCCGCUGUGAGCCAACAACAGACGAAGUUGGUUUACUACUCUUCAUAUAAGCCUAGUGAGGUGCACACCGAUGAUCCUCUCUAUCAACAUCUUAUAUGAGUAGAGAACAGCGACUCGCACCCGAAAAAAAUUUGACUGAGCUUCCUCUAAGAAAAGAAUAAUGCUGCGUCCUUACGAUGCGACCAUGAUCUCAUUAUCGGGAUUUAAACAAACCCUCCCGUCUGAUCGUGCGGUGAUAAAUCUCGACUUUUAGAAUUCUCAAGAUGAUAUUAUCUGAGAAAAUGUGUGAUACUGUUUUAAUCUAUAGAUGUUAGGUGUUCUGAAAUUAUGGGCUCGGUGCCGAAUCUAGGAAUUUACACUAGGGCCCAUUUAUAGUUUAAAUGGUAUGUUGUAACCUUAUAAUAUAGGUAAACAAGGAAAAAAUCGUGAUUUACUAUAUCUUUGAUACACUGAUUGGUUAGUCAACCUUUUUUUAUAAUUUAUUACUUAAUCGUUUGGCCUUGAUAUAGGGUUUAAGAUAUCUAGUGAAUAUGGUUUUGUAACAACUAGUAACGUAGGGUUUUUAAUAAGUCAUAUUACUCUAAGAAACAAAAAGAGUAUUUUUUUCAUUGAUCUAAUUUUUUAAAGUAAUUAUUUUCUGACAAUCACCAUGAUCAAUUAUAACUUUAAAAUGUUUAUUACCGUGGUAGAUUUUAAUUGCACUCACCAUUUCUUUUAUAUAUUAUAUGUAUUUUUUUUUUAUUUACAUACUUCUAAAAUGUACCAUUGUAAAGAAAAUUAAGUGCAGACCACAUUUCAAGUACUGUACAUAGUAGAUAAUAAAGAUGAAUGUUAUAUUAGUAUGUUGUAAAUGUACUAAUAUGUAAUUUAAAACUUGUAAUAUAAUAGCGGAGAAAAGGAAAGUAACAUAAACAUAGCUUCCAUCUUUAAUUAUUGUAAAUUGUUUUGUGUUCAGAUGCUCAAGUUAUUAAGAACAAAUUAAAUAAUGAGAACGAU